GGGCGGGGCGCGCGGGGGGCGGGGCCGCGGCGCCGGGCGGGCUGACAGGCGGCGAGCGCGGCGGCGGCGGCGGCGGGCUGUGGCGCAGCGCGGGGAGCGCGGCCCCUUUCCCCUCCCUUCCGCCGCUCGCUUCCCUCCUCGUCCGCGCGCGGCGGCGGCGGCAGCCCGUGACUGCGCGGCGGGGGGGGCCGGGUGUCGCCGCGCGGAGCCCGCCGGAGGGGGGUGGGGGGAGGGCGGGCCGGGGCGGAGGUGCGGGGGGGGCGCGGGGAUGAGAUAAGCGCGGCGGCGGUGGGGGGGCGGCGGCGGGUCGGUGCCUGGCGCUGCCGGGGGGUAUGUAGGGAGCGGGGCCGCGCCGCGCCGGGGGGACGCGCUCGGGGAAGGCCCCGCGGGGCGGCCCAGGUGGAUGCGGGGGGCGGCGUGAGGCGGCGGCGGGCGGAGGAAGAAGCGCGGAGCGGCGCGGGCACUUCCCCCGCCCCGGGGAGCGGCAGCGGCUCCUGCGGGGCGUUUUUCGGGCCGCAGGGGGCCGCGCUGCGCAGGGGGGGCGCGUUGUUUCGGGGGCCGCCGUCCCCCCCCUUCCCCCCCUGCUCCGCGGAGACUCGGCGCCUGGAGGCAGCAGCAGCAGCAGCGGCGCUACCGGAGGGGCCUCAGCGCCCCCCCCUUCCCCCCCCCCCCCGUGGCUUCGUUCCUGGAGGACUUUUUUUCUCCCCCUUUUUUUUUUUAAUGCAAGUCUGCGUGUUGAUUUUUUUUAAACAAACAAACAAACAAACCCGCGCACACGAGCCUGCCUCUGGGAGGGAAACAGCCAGGUGAAAUCUCACUCGGUUUCCAUGGACAACCCGUCCAUUAUCACCCAGGUGACUAACCCCAAAGAGGAGGAGAUCCUGUCCUGCACUCAGGAUAAAGUGUCCCAAUGUAAUAUCAGCUUGAAGAAGCAGAGGAGUCGAAGUAUCUUUAGCACCUUAUUCUGCUGCUUUCGUGACUACAAUGUCGACCCACCAUCUACCAACAGCACCAGUGCUCUUCCUCCUUUGGUGGAGGAGAAUGGAGGACUUCAGAAGGGUGACCAGAUGCAGGUCAUGCCUAUACCAAGUCCACCAGCUAAAUACCUCCUGCCAGAACUGACAGCAUCAGACUAUGGGAAGAAGUGUGUGGUCAUUGAUUUAGAUGAAACUUUAGUGCACAGUUCAUUUAAGCCAAUUAGCAACGCUGAUUUCAUUGUUCCUGUUGAAAUUGAUGGAACCAUACAUCAGGUUUAUGUAUUGAAACGACCACAUGUGGAUGAGUUUCUGCAGAGGAUGGGAGAACUCUUUGAAUGUGUCCUCUUCACAGCCAGUCUAGCCAAGUAUGCAGACCCAGUAGCAGACUUACUGGAUCGCUGGGGUGUGUUCAGGGCAAGGCUCUUUAGAGAAUCCUGUGUUUUCCACCGAGGAAAUUAUGUGAAGGAUCUGAGUCGACUGGGACGUGAGCUGAGCAAAGUUAUUAUAGUAGAUAAUUCUCCUGCAUCUUACAUCUUCCAUCCUGAAAAUGCAGUGCCUGUGCAGUCCUGGUUUGAUGACAUGACAGACACGGAGCUGCUAGAUCUUAUUCCUUUCUUUGAAGGACUAAGCAAAGAGGAAGAAGUUUACAGUAUGCUUCAUAAACUCUGCAACAGGUAGCCCUUAACCUUGACUGACUUCUGCUACUAGAUUGCAGUUGCUAGAGGCUGUCUCCGUCUUUUUCAGCUCUUUCAAGCGUAAGCUUUGGGGAGGUCACUCCUAUCAGAAGUGCUACUCUUGAUCUUCCUGUUACAUUGUACACGAAGGACAAUCACGAGUGAUGCUGUUAAGCCUUCAGAAGCCUGACUCCUAAGGUCAUGUGUUCAGACUACUUUUUUAAGGAGAAAAAAAAAAAAAAAAGAAGCUAUUUUAAAUGGGACUCUUUUAAUGAAUUUCAUAAAUGGACACCUUUUACUGGAUCAGCUUUUCUUAAAACAUGCCAAAAAAGAAGCUUGUAUUUCAGCAGUUAAUUUCUCUCCCUUUCUUCCCCUCCCACUAUGCAGACAAUUUUACCCCCUCCUGCUUAGAGCAGUUGACCUGACUCUGAAUUUUUUCUUACAGAAUGAAGUGCCUUUUUGAAUGUUAUUUUAAGAUAAAAAUUCAUUUUUGUAUAAGACGUAUUUCCAGACAUCUUUUAGUCUUGUAUUGUCUAAAUGCUUUAAAAGGAAAAAGGAAAAAUUUUAUAGAACACUGUAAUAUAUAACAAAGGAAAAAGUUGAAACAAAGAUGCUGGGUUCUUGUCUCCACAUUGACAUUAAGUUGUAUUACAUUUUGUCAUGCUCAGAAGGUUUAAGAGUUUGUAGGAGGGGCGAUUUGCAUUGUAUGUUUGUUUCACUGAUCUGAUUUUGGACAUAGUUUUGAACAUAUCUGCAGUUGUUUGAGUAUUAGGGCAUGAUGGAAUUGAGAAAAUAGGGUGGCAAAUAGAUCUAAAGCACCUUUUAUUCUAGACAGAUGAAGUUCUAUUGUCUCUGCUUACGCACAACUGCCAUGCCAUAUCGUUAUUUGGAAAAUGAUUAUCUGGGGAGAGUGGGGAGGAUAUCUAUUUAUUAGUUUAAAAUUCUUUUCUUACAAAAAAAAACCCCAUCUGGGUAAGCUGGAUCUGUAUUGAGCUGUUUGGAGUACUUUUUUCUUUUAAUUGCUGCUACCGUAUACUCACCAAAUGGAGUUGACCAUCGGCUGUUAUACUGUUUUUGCCACUGUGCCUGUGCUAUGAAACAUUUUCUGUAAGCUGCAAACUUGGGCAAUAAAUAAAAUGCAGGCUUCAUAACCCACCCUUAUGUAUUAAUCCGAUGGUACCUGAUAUACCACAGAACUCAGUUAAAGGUGACCUGCAAAGGAAGUUUUUAUUGUUGUAUUUUUUUUUCAAUUGGGAUAAAGCCUUCUCCUUUCUUUUGCAUGUAAAAUGCAAAAAGUGUUUUUCCACCUUCUCUGUUUUUUUUCUUUUUCCUAAGGUGUGAGGUGCAGACUGGGAGCUGUAUCAACUCUUGCUAAAAGGGCAGGAAUUUUCUCUAAAGUGAUCCUUUGUUUUUGGAGUUGAAUAGAUGUCUCUGCUUCUGAGAGGUUUAAAAUUCUAACUGAAACCUUUUCUCAGUCUGCUUAGCAUUUGCUCUUUUGUGGUGUCAUUGGUACCCUAGUGUAACUUUUAACUAUUUUAAGCAUUUUGAAGAAAAAGGCACACAUUCUUUUUUUCUCCUUUCCAGUGUCACCUUUUAAUUUUUUUUUUUUUUUUUUUUGCACCAGAAAUCUACAAAUGUAAAAAUUACAGCUGCAUUUGGCUAUCUUCAAAGAAAGUUAAACGGAGCAAUCAGUGCUUCUAACUGGCCUGUUAAAUUCUGAAUAGCUGAUCCCCUUUGCCUUUUUUCUUGAAAAAGUCUUGACGACUUGGAGAAAAAAAACAAAACGCAAUUUGUGAUGGACUUGGGGUGUAACCCUUGUCUAAAACAUUGGUGAAGCAGCUUAACAAAUUCAUUCAUAGAAGGGCAGGCCAGCCUACGCGGGCAGCGAGUAGGUUGUCGUAGGUGCAGUAUAAAGCAGAACGAUGACUUGCCCCCUUGCAGGGCAGCUUUGCACCAAGUGCUUGCUGGGUCUCGUGGCGAGGGGGGUGUUGCAGGCAGUUCCAUGACACUCAUGAGUCUGUACAGCAUCGCCAUCGUGUUUUCUUACCAGUUGGCAUUACCUUAGUACUGUAUAUUUCUGUGCCACGACAGAAGAUAGAACUGACAAAUAAAUAAUAAACCCUACAUUGUUUAGAAAAAGAGAAAAAAGGACAUAUGGAUUCUGGUUAGUCCAUCAACAUUUAGGUUCAGUUUAAGAUUCUUUGAUUUUGUUUUUGUUCAGAGCAAUGAAACUAUAAGCUGCCAAAAAGUUGUUCUCUGAGCAGUAUUUUCAACUGUAUUUGUUGCUUCUAGGCCUCAAAUACAGUUUGCAGGGAAGUAUUCAGGUUGUAGUUAGCUGUGCAGGUAUGAUAGGAAUGACUGAAAAAAUUCAAAGAUUUUUCUCACUAGCAUUAGACCAAACAAUAUUUCAAUUAGACAAUAAAUAACCCCAUUGAGACGUUACCAUUUCAUGGUUGUGACCUGUUGUAUGUGAGACAAACCAUGUCAUUAGUUUGCAUUUAUGAAAGCAGUGAUUUCAUGAACCAGUUGCCUUAAGUCUGUGAAUGAAUGUUGAUUAUUAAAGUGUCUUGUAUUGUUUUACAAUUCACAUAUAAUGGACAACUGAACUUCUGUUCCAACAUCUGGAAGAACUGUUUUGGUGACACUCUGUACAACCAUACUUGUGCUGUAUUGGUUUGGCUCUUGAAAUAUUCCAAAUUCCAGUAAAGGCUUGUUUUUUCACUGAUUAAAGCAUUAAAAUGAUACUUGGUGACAACACAGGGGUCAAACUUAGCAACAGUUGUGUUUCGUGCUAAUAUUUUAAGAGUAUUUUCUAUAGUUUCUGUUGUAGAUUUCUAACCAUGUUAAUUCUCACUGCAGAAUGAGACACUUUUUUUUUUUUUAAACCUGAUUCCCAUGGAUGUAAAACUGGGAGCGUUCUUCUAAGGUCAAGUUUUGGCUUUCCUUAGUAUCCCUAAUUUGGGCAGGGGAUCAAACUAUCAUACUAUGUUUAUUUUGGCUCUAUUUGUCAUAUCUAAAAUUUCAAGUUUCAAGCUUGCUUGGUUAUACAUACAGUAUAUAUUUAAAAUACCUAGAUUUUAACAAAGCAAUAUAGUUCUAACAAUAAAGCCAGAUAAAUGAGUGGAAUGUUUGUAAAAUUUACAAUACGGGUAUUUGAUUGUAUUUUAAGUACAAGAUUUUGAAAAUCAAAAUAGGAAAAAAUAUUACUUCCUAAAUCUCUUACAUAUUUUAAAGUGCAGUUAAUGCAUGCAGGUCACCAGGGCUGUUAUAAACCUUGGUUUUCAGAUACAUUUCUGGAUAUUAUCAUAGAAGUAUUAAGUCUUUUCCAGUUGAUAAUUCUGUGCAGCUAAAGAAAUGCUGCCUGACCUGAAGUUCUGUUGUCUGUUUUAUGUUGGGUUAAAAAAGGUUUUUUGCCUGUAUAGGUAUUUUUUAAAUUAAGCUGUAAGGCAGAAUGCCUUAGAUUCUUGAAAUUCAACUGAAGUGUUAUGAUUAAAUUGCCAUUUGUAAACUAGGGCUGUGCGCAAAAUACUUGUUAAACACCAGGAAGUGUGGCAAGUUUUGAAUGGAAGAUCUUAGCAAAUGUACAAUAUUGCUGUGUUCAUCUAGGUAGCUUUGGAAGAAUAAUUUGUCUAUUGUUUUGCCCUUUAAUGUUUUUUAAACAGCAAAGUUAUACAUCGAAGAAACUCAACACCUGAAGAGGUUUGGUUAUCAGUGUGUGCAAUCACUUUAUCACAGCAUGAUUUUGAUUAGAGUGGUCGGGGACAAUAAAGUAUCUAAAUGACACUGGUGUGUACUGAUAUUGCAGCUUUUGAAAUUUCAGUGUAAAAAAUCUGUAGCUAUAUAAUUUACAAACACAUAAUCCUAUGUUUUACGGAUUCUUUUUACUAAUAAAACACAGUACCGCACAGCCCUAUUUGUAAAACAAGAACAAGUUUGUGCCUCUGAUUUCCAAGGUGCUGUGAUGUAUGCCUUUGUGUGGCAAGGAGGGCAGGUGAGACUUGCGCGGGGGAAUUGCUUAAAAAUCUCUGGGCUAACUAUGCAAAACCAGCUGUCGGUCUUCUGUUUCACAUGAUAUUGUAAAAAUCCAGCUGACUUUCUUUUUUUCUUUCUUUCUUGUUAAAGAUCUGUUGGGAACUUCUUAAUGGAGGAGUAAGCAAUGGAUAUGUUUCUUGUUUUUUGUUUUGUUUUUUUCCUCUAAUAAUGGAGCUGUUUACACUUUAAUGCAAUGAACAAUCCAGCGAUACUUGAGAAACACUACAGAUACCAUAUGAGUGUUUUCAGGAGAGAGAAGUGUUGUCAAUCAGGUAUUGAAUGGUUUCUUUACUGUCACGAAUAAAAAUUUUUAACAAUAUA
Molecule: messenger RNA, 6004 nt
Organism: Dromaius novaehollandiae (emu)
Lineage: Eukaryota; Metazoa; Chordata; Aves; Casuariiformes; Dromaiidae
Gene: CTDSPL
Product: CTD small phosphatase like
Exons: 8
Coding region: 828-1655 (275 amino acids)
Molecular function (GO): RNA polymerase II CTD heptapeptide repeat phosphatase activity
Source: RefSeq, a predicted model, not a curated record